UUUCUCUCUCAUUUUGCAGCGGCUAGUCGUAUGGAUUAGACACAUUUUUGUAAUGGAGAAUAGGCAUUUUUUAACCAAAACUAAAUCUUCAGAAAUGAGUAUAUUCCAAAUUAUUUGAUAAUUAGAUUGAUUACCGUGCGGAAAGUGUUUGAGUUGUGCUGAAGUGUGUUUGUGUUACUACUAAAAAGGAUAAACGCUGAACGAGACCGUGUGAUCGCAUCGUAACCCGUCGUAAAUCUUCCCUUUUCGUCGACAUCAAAACUUUCUGAAGUGCUUAACUUUGUAGUCAUUUGGAGCUAAUUUUCAUCUUUCCAUCGACAAAAUGAAAAAUAUGGCAGGAGGCACGGAUGAAAAGAAAGUAUAUAAACUGGUUCUUACAGGAGGUCCAUGUGGCGGUAAAACGACUGGUCAGGCGCGCAUGUGCACAUUUUUCGAAAAUCUUGGUUGGAAGGUGUUUCGAGUGCCUGAAACGGCCACUGUUCUCCUCAGUGGUGGAAUCAAAUUUUCAGACCUGACGGCAGAUGAAGCAAAACGUCGAAAAAUUAGUGCUCAUCAACAGGCUUUGAAAGAUGAUAUCCCGGAGCACAGCGUCGAUAAGGCUGCGUCGUGUCCCCGAUGCUUGGCCGCUGCUGCUGAAAAACCCAACGGUAGUGAGGCAUACAAGUUUCAAGAGAAUCUAUUGCGUACGAUGAUUCAGAUCGAGAACACAUUUUUCGAGCUGGGAAAAUCAUGUACGCGGAACUGUUUGAUUAUCUGCGACCGCGGUGUGAUGGAUGCCAGUGCGUUUGUUUCCAAAGAAAAAUGGGAACGUAUGAUGAAAUCCAACAACUGGAAUCCGGUGGAACUACGCGACAAUCGGUACAAUCAUAUUGUUCACAUGGUUUCGGCAGCCAACGGUGCAGAGGCAUUCUACUCUACUGAAGAUCAUGCGUGCCGUUCAGAAGGCGUAGAUUUAGCCCGGGAGUUGGAUUACAAAUCAGCCGCUGCUUGGAUUGGACAUCCGUACUUUGAUGUGAUUGAUAAUUCGACUGAUUUCGAGUGUAAGAUGAACCGAAUGAUUGAAUGUGUGUGUCAGAAGUUAGGCAUUGAUACUGGCGAUCGUCUUUUGACUACGUCAAAGAAAGUCAAAUUUCUUGUAUCGGAGCUACCACCGCUUUCCAGUUUCCCAGCGUUUCAAGAUUUCGAUGUCGUUCAUCACUAUCUGCAAUGUGCUGGUCCUCGGGUUCAGGCAAGGUUGCGGAAACGUGGACAAAAUGGUCAUUUUAGCUACAUCCACACGAUUCGUCGUCCACAUCUCCAUGGGCAAUCGAUUGAGGUGAAAACACAACUUACUCACAGAGACUACUUAAACAUGCUCACGCAACGCGACGACGCCCAUUUCACUAUCUACAAGAAACGUCGCUGCUUUUUAGUAAAUAACCAAUAUUUUCAAAUGGACAUUUACAAGGAACCAAGCCAUCCAAGAUGCAAGGGUCUUAUUCUUCUCGAAACUUACACUUCGUUGAGUGGAGACAAAUUGAAGGAAAUCCUGCCGAAAUUCCUCAACAUUGUGAAGGAAGUCACCGGCCACCCGGAUUAUUCCAUGUUUAAUCUUUCGUUAAAGGAGGACUGGAGCAAUACGAAGAAGUUCUGUUAUUCGCUUCAUGAUCAAGACGAAGGCGAGUUUAAAGCGAAUGGGCGUUCUCAUAAAAUAAUCAAUGGAAAAGCGUAAAAUUGUAUAGGUGCUGCCUCAUCUUCCAAUGGCACUUCUGAUGGAAUUUUCUGAAUUUUUACAAUGGUUUUAACUUUCAGCGCAACGGAGAUAUUUUAUAUUUCCUACAUUCUCAUUAUACAUAUAAAAUAUUGAAUAGUCGAGUCUUCAGUUAUUCUGCAAAAUAGCUUCAAUGCUUUUGAUAUUUCAUUUCUAUUGUUGUUAAAGCUUUCAGCAAUUCCCUUUUUUAAAUAUUUGCUAUGCAUCUUACUUUAACACGGCCUCAUACAGUGAUGAGAAUUAAAUUUUGUUUACUUACUCUUCCGUUACUUUUUUUUGUACUUAAACAUUUGUGCACAUUCGCAUAAUGACGUUGUAGUAAACGCAAAAGCAAGUAAACAACGGGAGAUUCUCACAUGUAUAAGUAAUUUUCCUCUGAUUAAAUUUUAACAUUGGUUCAAUUGAGCUCAUAACCAUUGAAAGGGAACUGUCUGGACCAAUGAAAGCGAUGUUUUCGAUCCAUUCUGAUUUUCCAAACCAAGUUGAAAAUGAAUGCUUAAGCAGAGAUACUUAACAAUAAAACUCUUUUGUUUGCCGAUUGAGAGCAAUCAGCGAAGAAACAAUGUGUAUAUAAAGCUUUGAUUAGAAGCUAAUAAUGUUCGACACGGGAGGUGAAACUAUAUGUAUUUUCGAACUAGUCCAAUAAAAAUCAGAUUUUUUAGAAAGCAAAAAAAAAAUCUAUGAAAAGAAUCAUAAGGCAUGCAAAAUCCUUUAUAUUUUUAUAGAACAAGAUCAUUCGAAGAACUAUCAAAAUUACCUAGACUGUUGCUAACCGCAAUAUAAAACAACUACUUUAAAAUGUGUAGUGAAAACAGGUUUUUAGCGUUAGUUUACAUUAACAAUAAAAACGCAGUGUUCGAUGAAAAGUUUUCAAUUUGUUUUGCAAUCGCAAUCGCCGUAUUGUUGAAAUCAACGUAUAUGUAGUCCAAAGAGGCGAGAAAGAGUUUUAUCAAUUGUUUACUUGUAAUUGUUGUUUUAGAAAGCCCUUUCUUUGAGGUCGCUUAACGCUGUGAAAGUAAAUUUUCAAUCAAAGAAGGACUAGCACCCUAAUUGAUACAGACAAUUAAAAAUCAAUAGAAACCACAAAGAUUGUCAUCAUAAAUGUAUUUUAUAUUAAAAUAUGAUCCUAUUUCAAAAAAAGUAUGUCUGUGGUUUGAAAAGUGAUAUAUAAAUACAAGGUUUGAGAUCAGAA
This is a messenger RNA of Malaya genurostris, 2942 nucleotides long. RefSeq names its product TRPL translocation defect protein 14 (gene Ttd14). Gene Ontology annotation, biological process: photoreceptor cell maintenance. Gene Ontology annotation, molecular function: phosphatidic acid binding; GTP binding; phosphatidylinositol binding. The coding region runs from base 323 to 1711 and encodes 462 amino acids. The record is from RefSeq and is a predicted model, not a curated record. The transcript is spliced from 11 exons. Lineage: Eukaryota; Metazoa; Arthropoda; Insecta; Diptera; Culicidae.